This is a messenger RNA of Egretta garzetta (little egret), 1841 nucleotides long. It is a transcript of the gene CD47, whose product is annotated as CD47 molecule. Gene Ontology annotation, biological process: positive regulation of phagocytosis; positive regulation of cell-cell adhesion; positive regulation of inflammatory response. The transcript has 13 exons. Gene Ontology annotation, cellular component: extracellular exosome; plasma membrane. The coding region runs from base 1 to 1404 and encodes 467 amino acids. The record is from RefSeq and is a predicted model, not a curated record. Gene Ontology annotation, molecular function: thrombospondin receptor activity. NCBI's taxonomy places the organism in Eukaryota, Metazoa, Chordata, Aves, Pelecaniformes, Ardeidae.
AUGUCGAGGAGGUCGGGGAGGCCUCAGCUGAUCCUCAGCCCAUCCUGGCCGAAGGCGGCCAGUCGGUCCACAGGUGCCAGCGACUCAGUCGGCACGAGUCAGUCGGCACAGGUGUCUCUCCAAAUGGCCCACAAGAACGCCUCCGUUUCCAGGUCAAAAAAGAAAGAGUUAACAGACUCCUUUGCAAAUGCUUUGUGGUGCUUGAGGAAGAACAAGGUGUUGCCCAUCACGGGUCUGCUGCACUGUGACUGCUGGGCAGGGGUGGUUUCCAUGAGCAUUACGAUACACACUACGCAUGUCAAAAGUCAGAUUUGCAGAGGACAAACCCCUCAAAUAUUUGUCUGUGUGCUUCUGCUGGUGCCUCUUUGCAGCCUGCUCGUUGUUUCCCCAGCACCCUGCUGGUGGAGCAGUUCAUGUUCUGCCCAGUUGAUGUUUAGUGCGACAGAUGUUCUUGAAGUAACGAAAUGUAAUAAAACUGUCAUUUUACCUUGCUAUGUGACUAAUCUAAAGGAGAACAAUUCAAGUGUCAUGUUUGUUACGUGGAAAAAACAAAGAAAAACAAUUUUUUCUUUUGAUGGAGAAAAACAACAGUUUGUCAGAGAUCCAGCAGUUCCAUCAGCUAACUUAUUAUCUCAGAAGGACUUACCCAAGGGUGUUGCCUCUCUGAUACUUAACAGUGCAGAAGCAGAUGCUGGAAAUUACAGUUGUGAAGUAACAGAAUCGAACAGAGAAGGAGAAACAACAGUUGAACUUCGAAAGCCCUCGGUUGUCAGUUGCGACGAGGAAAGUACCCCAACACCAAAGGAAAAAUGUGGAUCAUGGUUUCUUCUAAUGGAAAGGGCUAUCAUCAUAGUGUUGCUGUUCUUAGUUAUUAUUUUCUGUUCGGCUCAGUUAAGUGUUAUUGCAUUAAAAUAUGGAACUUUACCUCAGAAGAAAAUGGGCAUUGUUGUAGCAGGUAUCACCAUCACACUUGCUGCUGUUGUAGGCACUGUUCUUUUUGUCCAGGAUGGCUAUAAUGUACAGAAUCAAGCUGGUCUUGGCCUAAUUGUAGUCCCUGCUCUGAUUUUGGUACCGCUUCAGUACUUUAUGUUUGGAUAUGUUUUCGAUAGUCUACCACAAGCAACCUUUGUUCUGAUAGGUUUGCAAAUUCUUGGCUAUAUAAUUGCUGUGAUUGGUUUUGCACUGUGUGUCUCAGCCUGUCCUCCAUUACACGGGUCUGUUGUGAUUGCUGGCUUAGCUAUUAUGGCUAUUGCAAAUUUGCUUAGUCUGGCUUACGUGUUUAUUAUGGGUUCCAGCAUGAAAGAUCAUCCUCGUCCAGGGAAAGCUGUAGAAGAACCACUAAAUGAACUGAAGAGCGAUGUGGUAUGUGAAAAGUACACCGUUGUUGAUACACCGUGGCCUUGAAGAUGCACUACUCAAAGAGAAGAAAUUCAGGAAACUAGUUGUUCUGCAUGUGUGGCAAAAGUGCUUUUGAUAUAAAUGAUGUAAUUUUAUAGUCACGGCAGCUGUAUCGAGAAAUGUGUGUUUGCCCACAUGUGAUCUUUAUUUUCUUUUGCUAUGGUACGUAUGGGAUGGUUGAGGGUGAGAAGAUGAGAAGCGCUGUUUGCCCACUACAGGGUGUCCCUGCAGUAAUCCUUAGUGGUAUUAUUUUCAAAAGCUGUCAUUAGUCACUGCUUUGAUAACGGGCCUGACUGAGCCCAAAGAUUGCAAUACCAUUUAGACUAUUGUUUUCUUUAUUUGUGUGCAUGGGCAAGGUAUGGUCGUACGUCUAUGAUACAAGCAGGAAGUAGAGAUUGUACAAAUACAUCUUUUCUGACAUUCAGCAAGACUUUUAUAAAAAA